AUGUUGGACAGCGAUGAGGAGGAAGAGCUGGAGCUGAUCAACUGCGAGCAGUCAAACGAAGAGGGCUUGCUUUCCCAUAAAAGCUUCCGUCGGGGUGGGCCAGAUGAUUCUGUGGUAGCCCAGAGGGGCUCACUCGUCUAUGUGCCGAAUAUGGAUCUCUCACCAAUGCAGCGGAAGAAAGCAAAGGGACGUCUGCAUGCUCGCCGACGUCGGGGUGUGGAUCGACAGGACGCGUCUACACGCUCAGCGGGCGCGAAGGCCGUAUCCCUAAAACGCGUCCACAUGGCCACGCCGGUAGCAAGCACAUCCUCGGUCCCAGUACCUAGCAAAAGCAGCUAUACUGGAGGGACUUCGAGGGUGGAGGAUCAGCGUGAAUGGACCUUGCCGGAACUCAUGGAUAUGGGUUUCCAAUUGGUCACCAAUGACGGACACAUCCCAAUCGUUGACGGAAAAGGUCGCAUCUUUGUAUCUGGCUGUAGUCCGCCUCGAGAUGACCUCACUGCUCGAGGCGGCAUGCCGUGUUGGAAUGAAACCCGUGCUGAGGCGUUGCGUGCGAUUUUGGAAUGUCGCGAUGCAACAGGUCUGUGCUACGCUAUGCAGCAUCGGCGUGGAAAUUAUGCAACUGUAGCAGCAGCGCUGGAAAGGCUGUGCAGUAAUGAAGCGGUGAAAAGGGUGGCUGGCUAUAUGAACGAUUGUUUCAGGGUGUCCCAACCAGAUCUCUUUGAUCUCUAUGCCGAUACUCUGCAUACCCUUCUCUCGCAACAUCCUCAGCUUCAGCCUAACUUCCCACCUGAAGUGUCUGUAUUUGCUGCGGCAAUUUUUAACUUGGGACCUCAAAUGGUGACAAUUGGACAUUACGACAGCAAAAACCUUGGAUGGGGGAUGUGUGUAGUCUACGCCGAUGGGAAUUUCAAUCAUCAAAUGGGAGGACAUCUCAUUCUGUGGGACCUCAAGAUCGUCCUCGAGUUUCCUCCAGGAACUUGCAUCAUUCUACCGUCGGCGCUCAUUAAACACUCUAACGUUCCAAUCCAGCCCAGCGAAUCACGAAUUUCUUUUACACAGUACACUGCUGCAGGACUUUUUCGUUGGGUGGGCAACGGUUGCAUGUCCGACUGA
Messenger RNA from Desarmillaria tabescens, 1116 nucleotides. RefSeq lists its product as uncharacterized. The transcript has 4 exons. NCBI's taxonomy places the organism in Eukaryota, Fungi, Basidiomycota, Agaricomycetes, Agaricales, Physalacriaceae. The coding region runs from base 1 to 1116 and encodes 371 amino acids. The record is from RefSeq and is a predicted model, not a curated record.